[Torrubiella] hemipterigena is the source of this 2232-nucleotide messenger RNA. NCBI's taxonomy places the organism in Eukaryota, Fungi, Ascomycota, Sordariomycetes, Hypocreales, Clavicipitaceae. The record is from the annotation of a GenBank genome assembly.
CUGCCGGACGUCCAACCGUCACUUUUUCACAACACCAACUGUAUCAUCACCAGCACUCAAUCCAUGCCGUCGCCCUAAUUUUGAGGCUAUCUAGACCUCAUGCGAUUCAUCGACAUCGCAAUUGACCUUGCGGCGGUCCUCGGUGCGACCAGGAACGUCGCCGCAAAACAUAUCGCGCUCCGAAGCAGACAGAUCGACGCAUACACCCGAUCCUCCAAGACUGCCGCCCAAGUCAAAGAAUCUGUCGUUGCGACUGCACAACAAGCUCAGAAUGAUUUCAAAUCGGCAGCAGAAGCCGUUAAGGCCAGUGCAUCUCCAGAGGUAGCCCGCCAGGAGACCCAGACCCCUCGACCGAUCGACAGCGUUACAAAACCAAAGUUUUCCUCGUACGCAGAGGCAUCCAAACACUUCAAUUCACAAGCAGCCAAUGCUAACGAUGGUGCUGAUCUACCAUCUGACGUCAAUGUCGACAUCUUCCACACUUCACGGGGCAAGAUCCUGCGAAAGGGGGAUGCUGGACCACGGGCAAGACCAGUCCCUGGAGGCCCAGCCAAGGAGCACCCGUUGCGCAAUUGGCCGUAUGCCUCACCGCCGCUAGAUAUUAAGACCCGAAUGAGCGAUCCCAACCCAGAGACCUUUCAAGCACCGCCUGCCCCCGAGCCGGUGGUCCCGAUAGAACCAGUGAAGCCCUCAGAGCCCGUCGCAGCACCUGUUGCCGAGAAGCCCAUCGAGUCCAACACCACACCAUCCCCCUCUACAGUCAACGAAGCAGUGAUUACACCCAAGUCAGCAUUUGCACCAGCAGCCACACGAAACCUGAGGGAGUCCAGUGUCCCCUCUAGCCGCAUCGGCAGAAUAUGGAGCUACGGUGGUCUCGCAGCCGGCAUGCUUGGAGGUGCUGUCACCGAGAGCGUCAGCCGAGCCUUUGGUGGUGGUGGCGACGGCAGUGUGCUUCUCAGCGGUGCCAACAUGGAACGCAUGGUAGCCAAGCUGUCUCGAAUGCGCGGAGCAGCCCUCAAACUAGGCCAGAUGAUGAGCUUCCAAGACUCCAAGACGAUGCCUGCGCCUCUGCAGCAGGUUCUGCAGCGCGUACAAGACAGCGCCGACUACAUGCCAGCAUGGCAGCGAGACCGGGUCCUCGUGGCCAACCUCGGCGAAAACUGGCGCGACAUCUUUGACGAGUUCGAAGAGACACCCAUUGCCGCCGCCUCGAUCGGCCAAGUCCACCGAGCGACACUCAAGUCCAACGGCAACCGAGUGGCUGUAAAAAUCCAGUUCCCUGGCGUAGCCGACUCUAUCAACUCGGAUCUCGACAACCUCAGCAUCCUUCUCGGCGCAACCAAGCUGCUCCCGCGCGGCCUGUAUCUCAACAAGACGAUUGACAAUGCCCGUCUCGAACUUGGCUGGGAGUGCGACUACACGCGCGAAGCUGAAUGCGCAAGACGCUACGGCGAGCUGCUCAAAGGCGAAGAAGACGUCUUUGCCGCACCGGGCAUCUACGCCGAAGCAUCGGGCAAGCAAGUCAUCACCAUGGACUUUAUGGACGGUAUUGGCGUGACCAAGAUUGAAUCCUUUACGCAGGAGCAGCGCGACUGGAUCGGCACGCAGAUUCUGCGUCUGUGUCUCCGCGAAAUCACCGAGUUCAAGUUUAUGCAGACGGACCCCAACUGGACUAACUUCCUGUACAACGCCUCUACAAACAAGCUUGAGCUGCUCGAUUUCGGUGCUUCUCGUGAGUACCCAGAAGAAUUCAUCCGCCAGUAUAUUCAGCUACUAGCUGCCGCAUCCCGCUCCGAUAAAGAAGAGGUCAAGCGCCUGUCUGAGUGCCUGGGUUACCUGACCGGGCACGAGAGCAAGAUCAUGGUGGACGCACACGUUGCAUCCGUCAUGACGCUCGCAGAGCCCUUCCUAGCCUCUGCACCAGACGUCUACGACUUCAAGGACCAAACCAUUACAGAGCGCGUGCGCGAUCUUAUCCCCGUGAUGCUCAACGAGCGCCUCGCACCUCCACCAGAGGAAACAUACAGCUUGCACCGCAAACUGAGCGGUGCAUUCCUCCUCUGCGCCAAGCUCGGCAGCAAGGUGCCGUGCAAGGAAAUGUUUGAAAAGAGCGUCAAGCAGUCUGGAUACUUGUAAACACACACCACCCAAAAAGGAAAACAAAAUGUACUUUUAGCAUAGAAUAUUUGUAAAACUAUAGACAGGCAUGAAUGGGUAUAUUCAUCUCAUCGU